Molecule: messenger RNA, 3914 nt
Organism: Neurospora crassa OR74A
Lineage: Eukaryota; Fungi; Ascomycota; Sordariomycetes; Sordariales; Sordariaceae
Exons: 3
Coding region: 1522-3510 (662 amino acids)
Molecular function (GO): RNA polymerase II transcription regulatory region sequence-specific DNA binding; DNA-binding transcription factor activity, RNA polymerase II-specific; protein binding
Source: RefSeq, a predicted model, not a curated record
GCCAGGGCAGCAUCACCCCCAGUCUCGUCGUCGGAAGCAGGACAUUUGAGCCGAACCGAUUACACUAAACUACCACUGUCAUUUCAUUCCUUGCUUUUGCCGUUGCAUAGUAUGAUAUCAAUCCCAUCCCCAGUCUCUUCUCCAGCAAUAAUCGCCAUCGUCUGAUGUUGUCCUCUCCAACAAUCGCUGGAUCCAUCUUCAACACAGCAAACACCUCCUUUGGGCGCUUUGGGUUUCGACAGGACGGUUUGACCUUGAGUAACGGUCAAAUAGAGUUGACUAAGGGCCUCGAACGCGCACCCCCCUUCUCUUCUCCCACCUCCGAACCGAAACGUCGGCCGUUGUCGCCCUGGGAGAUUGAGACCGUCGUCAAGCUCCUACCCGCUAGCCAACCAUUCCCUUGCCCAACCAUUGCCCCCUCACACGAUACCUAGCCAGCCCAGACCAGACCCAUAACAGGCUCUUCCCUGGACCGGAGCAGUCACCACCUACCCGGUCACCACCUCCUCACCAGAGCUCACCACACCAGUCAAGACCCGCUCUGUGUCUGCACCGAACCGACGACAUUCCCGUGCAGUGGAACAUCACCUCCUCCAAGUCAGAGCGCUGCUGCUGCUGCAUUGUGCCGGUCCUGGUAACCGCUGUAUACAACGCAACAACCCAUACAGAGAUACAAGACGACGUGACAGCGCCAUCUCUGUGUCCUACUCUCCUCUCUGUCACUCUGUCACAAUACGGAUUUCUUUCCCGGCUAACUUACAACAACAACAACAACAGACAACAGACCCAGAUGCGUUGAGGUGCUGUCCUGCUUGUCGACUUGUAUCCUUUUUGCUUAGUAAAGGUACUGGUGAUCUGCUGUCUGUCCUCCCAUCCAGCCAGUCAGUCAGUCAGUCAGUCAGUCAGUGGUGACUGGUGCUCUGCACACAUCAUCCCAAAGGAGCUGGACCACCUGCCAAAUCAGUUUUCAACCACCUGAACCCUUAUACCGCCGUUAGCUUGACGUUACUCAAAAUCAGAAAACAUUUGCCGUCCUCCAGCCAGCUGUGCGCCAUCGCUCUCGCUCAACUCUGUCUCUCCCUCCUCUCUCUCACUCUCCGUCUCUUCCACGCCUUUCUCCUAGGUCCCAGGUUCCCCGGUCCAGCUCGCCAAAAAUCCAGAGCAUCUCAAUAUCGGCCAUCGGGCAUCCCUGAGCUUUCUCUCCUCUCCAAGUCUGCUGCUUUUGGUUUGCCUUUGGAUCUUUCUUGUUCUUCACGCGGUACACUGCACCAGCAACAGAGGACAAGCACCCUGUCUACUGUCUUGGUACUAUCUUAAAGUACAGACUUCCUGUGCCCCUCCCGUGCUUGGCUCCUUGGACAUCUCUCCCAAACUAUCUUUCCACAGCCAAGCGUUGGAGCUGCCUAUCAUACCCGACUUCCCCCGUUUGCGCAUGGCGAUAUCGUUGUAGUUAUCCUACUUACAGAAGCUCAAGCAAGGCCAGCUCGUUGGAGCGGCCGGCGUUAAGCACCCGCCUACAACAUGGAUAUCGAGCAGACGUUUAUGACUAUUCACAACCUGACAGCAAAGGCGAAUAUCCUGUUCGCAUCCGACUCCAUCCUCGACAUUCUAGGCUAUCAUCCAGACGAGGUCAGGGGAAAAUCAUGCUUUGACCACUUCCAUCCAGAUGACGUGGCACUUGCCCGCCGUGUUCACCAGGAAGGCGUGCUGCUCGAUAAGGCAGCUGUUUUGCACUAUACCAGAAUCGCCUCGAGAGAUGGCAAGUGGAUUAAUUGCGAAUGUUGUUUUACCGUCGUUCACGAUGUGCUUGUGGCGAGCACCAGUGUUUACCUAGGUGGCUUGAAAAGUGAGAGGAGAAAGCUUGAUGCGCCGCAUAUUGAGCGGAUCUUCUCAUCAGCACCUCGAGACCCCAGGUAUCAUAUGCUCGAGCACAUGUCGCCCAAGUUCACCAUGCCUCCAGCGGGCCGCGAACCUCGUGCAGCGCUCAUCCUCAACCGCUUCACUCGGAACCUCAGCAUCAUGUUCGCAACUAAUGCAGUUGAGUCCAUACUUGGCAUAAGCCCAGAGGAAAUCAAGGACAAGCCCUUCUACGAGUGUAUUCAGGAAAACUGCUUGCAGGAAGCCAUCCAGGUUCUAGAGAGUGCAAAGGCCAACGAAUCGAUUGCAUAUCUUCGCUUUUGGUUUCGGGAUCCACGCAUAGGCACAGAUGGCCAGGAUGAUGAGGAAGAGGAGGACGAAGACGAAGACGAUAACGACUCGGGUGAAGAGGAAAGUGACGAGGACGAUGAUGAGGUGGAAUAUUUGGGAAGCAGGGCUAAAGGUUCAAAAGGCAGGGUCGUCAGACGGGACGAUGAUCAGAUGGAUAUUGAUGACAGACCGUCAAGAGGGGAGGGAAGGGGUGAAGCAAAGGAACCAGACCGCCGACCCUCCAGUUUUGAGUUGGAGGCAGUUGUGUCUUGUACUUCGGACGGGCUUGUCGUGGUGCUCCGAAGAGCACGGCCACAGGUCCCCGAGCACGUACCUCAACCGGUACCGGUUUUCACUUACGAGAACGGUCUCUUCGCUGCACCAUGGGGUCUCCGUCCAAUUGAGCCUUCUGUGCCGCCAGAACUCUUACACAUAUUCAGACCCCCCCUAUUACCCCAGCACAUGCCGCUCAAAGAAAACGUAAGGGCAGCCGGUGGUCCGCCGAUGGACCAGCUGAUGAGGUCCAUUCGCGAUGUCGCAGUCUUUGCCUGGGCUCUGGUUGGCAUCAACGGCAACAUUGCAAAUUACGCACACGGUUUUCCCCCAAGAGAUGAGACGCAGCCGCCAGCGGCGGAUGGUCGGUAUCAACCCGGGCGGGACAGUCGAGCGUCAAAUCACCACCUCGCGCAUUGUAGGGAAUAUUACAACCCUAACAACGGACGGUCUCUCGCGGCGACAGCAAGGGCAUCAUCCCCACCAGAAUAUCCCUCACGGCAACAAGCGCUCCCGAGCGGAAGUGGAAGUGGAAGCGGGUGUACGUGUCGUGGUGCUGGUGCUGGUUCUUUAACCCAACGUCAACACACACCCGGGAUGUUAUUUUAUGCACCACCGCCACCACAGCAACAACCACAACAACGCGGAUUCGAGUCACGACCGGGGUAUCAAUCCCAAGCAGGUGGAGUGUUCUGCCGUGGCGCUCUACAGCAGCCAAGCGAGGAACCUGGUUCACCUGUACCAUCAUCUUCAAUUUCUCCAAUCAUGCAGCAGCAGCAGCAGCAGCAGCAGCACUACCAUCGUACCCCCCCUCUCCGGCCUCACCACCAUCAUUCUCCUUCUCCGAUGUUGUCUCCUCGCCGAGGAGCUACCCCUGAAUCGGAAUAUGCUCCUGCUCCCACCCCGGCACCACCCGCGAGGCACGACCUACCUCCAGAGCCUUGGACCGCUGCGUCGGCAGCAACGGCAACGGCAACGGCCAGUACGACGACUCAAGCGGCACCGGAUGGGAACGAGAUGAGGAGAAAUUCGAGGUUUUUGUGGCAAUAAACUCUUAUGAAGCAUGUACUACAUGCGGCAUGAAGGGGUCGGCUGUUUUGUUCCUUCCUCUGACUUUCCCCCCUUUGUCGUUUCCACACAUUUUCACAAAGUUUUCAUUCAAAAGAUUAUGGUUAUGGGUGUGAAUAUCACUUCUCUUUCUUCAGUAUUCAAGGACGCAAAGAGAUGAAACCAAAAGGAAAAGGCCAGACCCUUGACAAUAUCUUAGAUGUCUUACUCCUCUCAUAUUACCGUGUUUUUUUACUUUCUAAUUUUUUUUUUUUUUUUUUUUUUUUUUUUUUUUUCAUAUACUUCAAAAGCUAGUUGAUGUUGGUCAUGUGAACGUCUUAUACCUCUCGCAACUUAUAAUCACGGGAAUGGGCAUGAAUGGGAUGGACAGCAAAUGGCCUGGUCAG